AGAAGACGUGAUCCGUCCCAUUGCAGCAAGCAUGGCUAAUAAAGGUGUAAAACAGAGUCGUUCAGAUUCUGGAUUGACGGGAAGAAAAGGUGCGGGUGAGCAGGAGGAAGAGGAACAGCCGCUUCAGGCUGUGUUAGUCGGAGACAGCUUCAACCGGAGGUUUUUCCCUGUGACUAAGGACCAGCCCCGGGCUUUGUUGCCGCUGGGGAACGUUGCCAUGAUCGACUACACCCUGGAGUUCCUCACUUCCACUGGAGUGCAAGAAACCUUUGUGUUCUGCUGCUGGAUGGCCAAUAAAAUCAAAGAACAUUUAUUGAGGUCCAAAUGGUGUCGGCCCACCUCCUCAAAUACAGUCCACAUCAUUACCUCAGACCUGUAUCGCUCCCUUGGCGAUGUGCUCAGGGAUGUUGACGCAAAGGCCCUUGUGCGUUCGGAUUUUGUGCUGGUGUAUGGAGAUGUGAUAUCCAAUAUAGACAUCAGUCAGGCACUGCAGGAACACAGGUAUCGCCGAAAGAUUGAAAAGAAUGUUUCAGUGAUGACCAUGAUUUUCAAGGUAUCGUCGCCAGGUCACAAGUCCCGCUGUGCAGAGGAUGAUGUUAUUGUGGCCGUGGACAGCAAGAGUCAACGGAUUUUGCACUACCAGAAAACACAGGGGCUGAAGAAGUUGCAGUUCCCCAUGAACAUUUUCCACAGUGGAAGUGAUGAGUUUGAAAUCAGACAUGACCUCUUGGACUGCCACAUCAGCAUCUGCUCCCCACAAGUUGCUGAGCUCUUCACUGACAACUUUGACUACCAAACUCAGGAUGAUUUUGUCAGAGGAAUUUUGGUGAAUGAAGAGAUUCUGGGCAACCAGAUACACAUGCAUGUCACAAAGGACGGCUAUGGUGCCCGAGUAUCCAACUUGCUCAUGUAUGAUUCGGUGUCAUCAGACCUUGUGCGGCGUUGGGUCUAUCCCCUCACCCCAGAGGCCAACUUCACAGACCAGAAGGGGCAAAGCUGCACUUACUCGCGGCAUAAUGUCUAUCGAGGGUCAGGUGUCAGCUUGGGCCAUGGCAGCCAGAUGGAAGAGAAUGUUCUCAUUGGCUGUGACACCAGUAUUGGCGCCAAUUGUUGCAUCUCCAACAGUGUCAUUGGUAACAACUGCACCAUUGGUGACAAUGUAAUCCUUGACCAUGCCUACAUCUGGAAUAAUGUUCACAUUGCCAGUAAUGUGAUGAUUACCCAGUGUGUGGUGUGUGACAAAGCUGAGAUCAAAGAGAGUGUGACGCUUCAGAAACAGUGCGUCCUCGCAUACAAUGUGGUGAUUGGACCAAACUUCUCUGUAGCUGAGGGCACUGUGGUGUCCAUGCAUCAUCAGGAGGAGGAGGAGGAGGAUGAAUUCCUCAGUGAUGAUGCUGAGGAUGGUCACAGUAAAGAAAAAAGCAAACAAAAAGUAUUCAAACCAGUUGAGGUUGGAUUGGAGGGAAAAGGCUACAUUUGGAAGGCCAGUGUUCUGGAUGACACGGAGGAAGAAGCGCUAUCACAGUGUCUCUGGGGCUUGGUGCUGAACUCAGACCCUGAGAGUGAAAGUGAGGCCAGUGAGUCUGAAGGUCCUGAGGAACCAGUGAUUCCCUCCCCUGAAGCAGAUGAUGUCAAAGUCUUCCAGCUGGAGGUCCAGGGGACCCUGCAGAGAGGUUUAGAGGAAAAUAUCGGCUGUGAUAAUCUUGUUCUUGAGAUCAACUCCCUCAAAUACGCCUAUAACAUCACUCUGAAAGAGGUGAUGCAGAUUUUAAUGAGGGUGGUGUUGGAGUUCCCGUUCCAGCAGAAGGACUCAGAGCUCACCACGUCACAAUAUGCUGCUGUGCUUCUGCCGUUGUUGAAAAGGUGGGCGCCAGUGUUCAGGAACUAUGUGAAGCGAGCGCAGGAUCAUCUGGACUGUUUGUCCGCUUUUGAGGAACACUUCUUGGAGCAAGAGAGCCACUGGGCUGCUAUGACCAAGAUCCUGAUGAACAUGUAUCAGGAGGAGAUCCUUGCUGAGGAAACGAUACUGCACUGGUUCUCUCAGAGAGCCGCAACUGAAAAGAGCAGACAGCUACGCAAAAACCCAGGGCUACAGAAGCUCAUCCAGUGGCUGCAAGAGGCAGAGGAUGAGUCAUCAGAGGAGGAAGACAAAUUAUGAAGAGCCCUGGAGGAAAACACACAGACCAUUCUUUAAAACAUUAAACCUGCUGUGUCCACUGAG
Thalassophryne amazonica is the source of this 2221-nucleotide messenger RNA. It is a transcript of the gene eif2b5, whose product is annotated as eukaryotic translation initiation factor 2B, subunit 5 epsilon. Lineage: Eukaryota; Metazoa; Chordata; Actinopteri; Batrachoidiformes; Batrachoididae. Bases 32 to 2158 code for a protein of 708 amino acids. Gene Ontology annotation, cellular component: eukaryotic translation initiation factor 2B complex. The transcript is spliced from 16 exons. The record is from RefSeq and is a predicted model, not a curated record. Gene Ontology annotation, biological process: biosynthetic process. Gene Ontology annotation, molecular function: translation initiation factor activity; translation initiation factor binding; guanyl-nucleotide exchange factor activity.